CCGCGCGGGUGGCCUGGCUGCCACGGCCCACCACCCCCUCGCUGCCCGGACGCGGCGCUCGCUCGGGUCUCUUCCCGGCUUCCAGAGCCGCGGCGCGAUGGACAGCCCCGAGGUGACCUUCACGCUGGCCUACCUGGUCUUCACCGUGUGCUUCGUGUUCACUCCUAACGAGUUCCACUCGGCCGGACUCACGGUGCAGAACUUGCUGUCGGGCUGGCUGGGCAGCGAGGACGCCGCCUUCGUGCCCUACCACCUGCGCCGCACGGCCGCCACGCUGCUGUGCCACUCGCUGCUGCCCCUGGGCUACUACGUGGGCAUGUGCUUUGCGGCCUCAGAAAAGCAGCUCUACUCCCCCAGCCAGGCCCCAGAGGCCUGGCAGCUCUUCCUUCUACUGGCUUUAAUCCUCCCUUCUGUUGCCUGUGCCCUGAUCUACUAUUGGUCCCAGGACCGGUGGGCCCGACACCCACUAGCCCGGACCCUGGCCCUUUACUCCCUUCCACAGUCUGGCUGGCAAGCAGUUGCCUCUUCGAUCAACACAGAAUUCAGGCGGAUUGACAAGUUUGCUACUGGGGUGCCUGGUGCACGUGUGGUUGUGACAGACACGUGGGUGAUGAAGGUGGCCACAUACCGUGUGCAUGUGGCCCAGCAACAGGAUGUGCACCUGACGGUAACAGAGUCUCGGCAGCACGAACUCUCCCCAGACUCGAACCUGCCUGUGCAGCUCCUUACCAUCCGUGUGGCCAGCACCAGCCCUGCAGUGCAGCCCUUUGACAUCCAGCUGAACUCAGCAGAGUACGGCGAAUUGUGUGAGAAGCUCCAGGCCCCAAUCCGCAGCGCAGCCAACGUGGUCAUCCACCAGAGUCUGGGUGACCUAUUCUUGGAGACAUUUGCCUCCCUGGUGGAGGUCAACCCAGCCUACUCAAUGCCCAGAAGCCAGGAGCUUGAGGCCUGCAUUGGCUGCAUGCAAACACAUGCCAGCGUGAAGCUGGUGAAGACUUGCCAGGAGCCUGCAGUGGGCGAGUGCCAACAGUGCUACUGCCGCCCCAUGUGGUGUAUCACCUGCAUGGGCAAGUGGUUUGCCAGCCGCCAGGACCCACAGCGCCCCUACACCUGGCUGGCUAGCCGCGUGCCCUGCCCUACUUGCCGCGCCCGCUUCUGCAUCCUUGAUGUGUGCACUGUGCGCUGAGCAACCUGGAAGGAUCUGUGCCUCUACCAGCCACUUGGAGGGAGUGGCUAGACUUCUCUGGCCUUGGCAAAGAGCUCAACUCAAAAAGCACACAAUCUACAGCCACUCUGCCCUGAGCCUGUGGUAGUUUGGGGACUUUGUUUAAAAGAAAAUCUUACUGAAACACCCUAUCUCAGGGCCUUCAGCACUUUCUCCUCCUGCCACCUUUCUCUGUUUGGGGGCAGGUACUCCACAUGGAGAGCAUGCUGGGGUCUGCCUAGCAGCCUUCACCUGGUCACUCUGCCUUAACUCUGCCUCAUAAGCCUCGCCCACGUGUCCCCAAGCUCACAUUGUCUCUUGUCCCAGCACUGAGCACUGGGCUCUGUGGUGUUGAGACCUUCUCAGUGCUGGGCAGGUGCUGCUUGGAGGACUCAGGGUAGAGCCUUAGCAGUAGAGGGGAGAAUGGGUUGCCAAUGUAGUGUUGCAUUUGGCGUAGGGCUCCUGGUGGCUGUGGUCAACGUACUAGUGCAGGGUGAGGAGGAAGGAGAAUGACCCAGGUCAGGCCCGGGUGACCCUUGUUAGUCAUGGGGCCUGAGGUCCAGGGAGGGCUGCGGCCUCAGACUCCUGGCCCCAGGAAGAGGGUUGUGGGGAGUCAAGGACAGUGACAUCCAGAAAGCAAACCCAACAGACCUGUAGGGCAGAGCCAUCCACUGCCCCCUGGUGUGCCUGGCUCAGGAGAGGACACUGGUAAUCCAGACAGGCAAGCUGCCAAGGGCCUCACAGUGGGAGGGGGAGAGGCCUGAGGCCCAGGCAUGGCUCGGGUUCAAGUAUGGCUGCGGUGGGAGGCUGUGGCCCCAAAGCUCCUCUACCUAGAUGUCCUAGCAGUGCUGGCACCCCAGCCAGCCUACUCAACUCGGGCCGUACCCAACCCAGGGGUUGGUAGCCAGCAGUUCUGGGGGGAGUGUGGGGGUGUUUCCAGGGCUACCCAGAGGGGUCUUGGUGUUCUUUUUAACCACGAAGGAAAACUAGUUUUUUAAAGGUGAAUGCAGAAGAGGUCGACAGUUAUUUAAUAAAAUGUUAAUUUAAAGCGCCA
Messenger RNA from Dipodomys spectabilis (banner-tailed kangaroo rat), 2258 nucleotides. RefSeq names its product transmembrane protein 129, E3 ubiquitin ligase (gene Tmem129). Gene Ontology annotation, cellular component: membrane; endoplasmic reticulum. The record is from RefSeq and is a predicted model, not a curated record. The transcript is spliced from 4 exons. Bases 98 to 1186 code for a protein of 362 amino acids. Lineage: Eukaryota; Metazoa; Chordata; Mammalia; Rodentia; Heteromyidae. Gene Ontology annotation, biological process: protein ubiquitination. Gene Ontology annotation, molecular function: ubiquitin protein ligase activity.